AUGGUGGAGAUCCACAUGGAUGCAGGUCUGCAGGGAACACUUGAGGCGCGGGCAACAGACAGCCUGCCUGCUCUGAGCUACACACCUGACGUGUACAAACCUCCGGCUCACCGUGCCGACCCUUGGGCCCCACCCAGUCACCCAGCCGCUAGGCUGCUUCCCAGCGGGAACCCGGACCCCCUUGGUGUUGGGACCCCCUACGGCAUUACAGAUAUCUUGAGCAAACCAGCGAGUGUGGGGGCAUCAGGCAGGACUGGUUUUGUUCCCGGGAUAUCCCAGCUCAGCAGUUUCGGCACGGAGGCAGGACCUGGGAUAUAUUACAACAUGCCGUUUGCCUGUGUAAGGCCCCCAGACCCAACCCGUUACUGCCCGUCCCCUGAGCCGUGCUGGAGAGCAGGCAGGCACCCAUCUAACGCAACACAGAAGAGCUCCUUGGUGGACGUUGACACCAAGAGGAAGCACACCAGGCCCACCUUCUCUGGCCACCAGAUCUUCGCCCUGGAGAAGACCUUUGAACAAACAAAAUACCUGGCUGGACCUGAGAGGGCUUGCCUCGCUCACUCACUGGGGAUGACCGAGUCCCAGGUCAAGGUCUGGUUCCAGAACAGGAGAACGAAGUGGAGGAAGAAAGCUUCGAGUGAGAGUCCAGUGGCCAUGCCCAGUCCCGGUAAGGUCAGCGGGCGAGACGAGGAGGACGAGGAAUACAACAAACCCCUGGAUCCCGAUUCAGACAACGAGAAACUGAGACUGUUACUGAGGAAGCACGGACCAGCGUUUUCAAAGCUGAGGUUGGGCACACACACGGCCUGA
Pristis pectinata (smalltooth sawfish) is the source of this 810-nucleotide messenger RNA. RefSeq names its product homeobox protein Nkx-6.3-like. Gene Ontology annotation, cellular component: nucleus. The transcript is spliced from 3 exons. Gene Ontology annotation, molecular function: DNA-binding transcription factor activity, RNA polymerase II-specific; RNA polymerase II cis-regulatory region sequence-specific DNA binding. Gene Ontology annotation, biological process: cell differentiation; regulation of transcription by RNA polymerase II. The record is from RefSeq and is a predicted model, not a curated record. NCBI's taxonomy places the organism in Eukaryota, Metazoa, Chordata, Chondrichthyes, Rhinopristiformes, Pristidae. Bases 1 to 810 code for a protein of 269 amino acids.